UCGUCCUCGAAUUGCCCCGAAUCUCCACCCUACCAUAUAUUAAUAAUCACAUUUACAAGGCGCAUCCACAAUCGCACGCUAUUGACCUGCUACCCAUAUUAUCCUACAACAUGUUCGGCUAUAACCCGUACGGAGACUACUCCAACCCAUACGCGUAUUCGCGCGCCGCGCCUGGAUACUCACCCGAUCAAGACUACCUGCAGGCCCUCGCUGAUGAGCGCGCGGCGCGCGAGCAGUACUUUGCCGCCCGUCGCGCACAGGAAGAGGCCCGCGAGCGUGCUGCACGCGCGCGCGCCGCGCGCCAGGCCUACGCGCCGUACAACUCAUACUACUUUGACGACGACGACGGCACUCACGAGGACAAUGACUACUACGACGGCGCGUACAGCGCCUCUCCGUAUGGCAGCUACGGAUACGCGGUUGAGGCACAUACAGCUCUCGACGCGCAGCCACAAACUUCAGCAGAGACGUCGAUGGAGGUCGAGCGAACAUCGCCAGCGCAGCCCCAGUCGGACUGCUCUCCCGAAAGUCCAGAUACGGCCAUAGUGGAAGAAGUCGAAGACAAGGACGCUGAACCUCCCAUGAGCGCCGAGCCUCACACGCAGUUGUUUGAUGAUAGCGAGCGGAUGGAUGAGGCCCCUGACGAGAUAACUAUCGAGGUGAUCGAAGCAGAGCCCGAACCCCCAGAGGACGAGGAUGAGAUAAAAGCCGAUCUCGAGGACGGCGAGAAGAUGCAGGUCGAGCCCGCCACAGUGGAGGCAGAUUUCACCUUUGAGCGCUUGCCGGCCCCGGACAAGGAUAUUCCAGUCGCACCUGCCCUGUCAAUUUCUGCGCCUUCGCCCGAAGAAGCACCUCCCACACCAGAAAUCGACGUCGUGGACGAGUCUGCUCCGGCGGUAUCAGCGACCCUGCCUCAGACUCUGACUGAUGACGAGACCUGCUCGCCGCCGCCCGACGCUGACAUACCAGAUACGCCUUCCGAGGACCGGGAGCCCGAUGUCCUCAGAGGGGAACAUCAUCCAGCUAGAUCGCCGUCAGACGCGUCGGAUACCUCUCAGUCUUGCCCGACUGCGGAUGUAGACGCCUCUCCAGACGCCACCGUGCAUCUCCACCCGAAAGUCUCAGGAUUCGUCGAACCUGCGCAUCACAGCUCGGGCUCGGGCAAGCCGCCAGCGCCUGCAGAUGACCCGGAUGUGGCGGCGGUAUUCGCGCACAUUGAGCGGCGCACGCCGGAGCAGACGCGCCUAUGGAUGGAGCGGACGCAGACGCAGACGCACCAGGAAUUCCCGCUGACAAUCCCGAGGAUUGAUCCUCCCGGCCGGUGGUACCCAAUAUGCAUC
Messenger RNA from Postia placenta MAD-698-R-SB12, 1340 nucleotides. RefSeq lists its product as hypothetical. The transcript is spliced from 3 exons. The annotation marks the transcript as partial. The record is from RefSeq and is a predicted model, not a curated record. NCBI's taxonomy places the organism in Eukaryota, Fungi, Basidiomycota, Agaricomycetes, Polyporales, Adustoporiaceae.